AUGUCAACCCUUAAAAGCAUUUUAUUCUUCCUCGGCUGCAUCAAGCUAGCUCUUGGGUCUCCCAUCUGCGACGCCGAGAACGGCCCCGAGCCGACGAGAAUCCAAAUUCAAAAGACGCUGACGCAAGAUAUCGCAUCUAGCGCGGGAGAAUACUGCUCAAUAAUUGCCUAUCGUAUCAUGAGAACCACCAAUUAUGGCAUCACGACGCAGCAGAUAAUCGACUGGAACGGCCUCGACAAAGAGUGCACGAACCUGCGACUGUAUUAUUACACAUGCGUGGGUGUUUCAGCUAGGAGCCCUGCCAAUGUUGACGGCAGCAUCGAAUCGCCAUCGGCGGCUGAGUCCAGGUCGGAUAGGCGCCGUCUUGGUGGUGAAUGUAUCGAGUGGGCUUUUACGAAAUAUGGUCACAGCACCUGUGAGCGUAUUGCUAUAGAUUUCGACAUCUCGGUAGCCCAGUUACAGGAAUGGAAUCCCGAAACCAAUUGCAAUUCACCAAUAUACGAUGGCUGGGUCUGCACGCGCAAGUAA
This is a messenger RNA of Metarhizium robertsii ARSEF 23, 528 nucleotides long. RefSeq names its product Peptidoglycan-binding lysin domain protein. The record is from RefSeq and is a predicted model, not a curated record. Lineage: Eukaryota; Fungi; Ascomycota; Sordariomycetes; Hypocreales; Clavicipitaceae. The transcript is spliced from 3 exons. Bases 1 to 528 code for a protein of 175 amino acids.